CGUCACAUCCCGCUGUCCUUCCCGUUUCUCCAAGGGAAGAGAAAUGUCUGCCUCCAUCAGAAGCAUGUCUCUGACAGUCUGCCGUGUUGCGAGAGCUGUUUACAGAGCUUCUAAUCCAGCCACACGUUCACUGAGUACUGGAGCUUGCUUAAGAACAGAAAGCAACCCUGCUGAAGGAUCAUGGGGCUUCAUUGAAUCCAGAGAGGAGUUCAGGUUUGUGGAGAGACUUAUUCCUCCUUCACGAAUCCCAACUCCACCUGAACAUGAUGGUCCUGCACCGUCAGGAUGGAUCCCAGCAUCAGCUUCACCACCUUCACUGCCUUACAUGAUCCGUCGCUCCCGAAUGCACAAUGUGCCUGUAUAUUCAGACAUCAAGCAUGGGAAUCAGCACAGCACUCUGCUCAGAAAGGUUGAGGGAGAAAUAUGGGCCCUGAAUAAGGAUGUUAAGGAAUUCCUGCGGGGGCUUACAGGCAAAGAGCCUCCAACACAGGUCAAUGAAGUAACUGGGACCAUCAGAAUUAAAGGGCAGUUUGAUAAAGAGCUGAAGGAGUGGCUACUGAAGAAGGGCUUUUAAAUUCUGAUGUGGGCACAGCCAAUGAACUGAACUGCAAUACAAAGGCUGAGAGGAAAUGAAUAAGAAUGUUCUCUCCUCCAUAAAGUGGACAAACUGUAAAUUAUCAUUAGUGUACCGUUUUCAGUACCACUGUUUUGUUAUUGUAUUAUUGUUAUUUCUUAGGAUUGAAACAAAUAAAUGUAAGGUGUUCACUAAAUCCUAUUUGUAAUAAUUGUGUCUUUUAAAAAAGGCUUAAUAUAAAUCUGUGCAUCUAAUUAUGCAUGCACUUUUGUUUAAAUGCAAACAUCACACAGUUAUGCAUAUGGUAAUAAAACAGUAAAAAAAAA
Messenger RNA from Carassius auratus (goldfish), 900 nucleotides. RefSeq names its product 39S ribosomal protein L49, mitochondrial-like. The coding region runs from base 44 to 574 and encodes 176 amino acids. Lineage: Eukaryota; Metazoa; Chordata; Actinopteri; Cypriniformes; Cyprinidae. Gene Ontology annotation, molecular function: structural constituent of ribosome. Gene Ontology annotation, biological process: translation. The transcript is spliced from 4 exons. Gene Ontology annotation, cellular component: mitochondrial large ribosomal subunit; ribosome. The record is from RefSeq and is a predicted model, not a curated record.